GCACAAACACCCUGAUGCAGAUGAGGGUUGGAAGAAGCACAAAAGCUGAUCCAAAAGCUAAAAGUUUAAAAGCCUAAAAUUAAUGAAAGGCUGAUCCUCAAACCGAAAGAAAGAAAACCCCUUUUUUCCUUCCCUCGUCCUCCUCAUGUUCUAGCUUCCUUGCCCUACCUUUCUCUUUUCUCUCCCCCAAUCUCCAUAAUUACUUCUUUUAUAUCAGUUCAAGACAGAUUUCCAUCUAAAUCGCACCAAAACCAAGAUUAGAAUAAACCUUAACCAUGUCAACCAAUCCCUCUUGUUCCCCAGUCCCCCCUUCUGAGCCAUUUUCUUGCAUAGAGAAUGGUAAUAGCAAUAAAAGGAAAAGACGACCAGCAGGAACACCAGAUCCAGAUGCGGAGGUGGUUUCACUCUCUCCGAAGACACUACUAGAAUCAGAUCGUUAUGUUUGUGAGAUCUGCAACCAAGGAUUUCAAAGGGACCAAAACCUGCAGAUGCACAGAAGGCGGCACAAGGUGCCUUGGAAGUUACUUAAGAGGGAGACGCCGGUGGUGAGGAAGCGCGUGUUCGUGUGUCCGGAACCAAGCUGCUUGCACCAUGAUCCCUGCCACGCACUAGGCGAUUUGGUAGGGAUCAAGAAGCAUUUCAGGAGAAAACAUAGCAACCAUAAACAAUGGGUCUGUGAAAAAUGCUCCAAAGGUUACGCAGUUCAGUCUGAUUAUAAGGCCCAUCUUAAGACCUGUGGCACCAGAGGACAUUCUUGUGACUGCGGUCGAGUUUUCUCCAGGGUUGAGAGUUUCAUUGAACAUCAAGAUGCUUGCCAUAUGGGGCGCAUUCGGCCGGAAUCUCAAGGGCUGCAGCCGGCAGUUUGCUUGUCCCGAACAGCUUCGAGUCCGAGUCCCUCUAGUGAUACCAAUUUCAGCACAGUUCCUUGGCCUGGUUUGAUGCUGCAGGCCAUGCCAAGUACAGAACGUGUGCUGUUUAGUCCUACAAAAAAUAAUUCUCCCAAAAACGUGCAUUACCACAAUUUGGAGCUUCAACUCUUAACCACAACAAAACCGGAUAAUUCUCCAAGGAAGGAUGAAAUGGAGCACGAUUAUAAUCAUUGUACUCAGUUACAUCUCUCCAUUGGAUCAUCUGAUUAUAGUGAGAGUAGUAAAGAGAGUACUGACAAGCCAGCCAGGCUCAAAGAAGCAGCACGCGAGCAGUUGAAGUUGGCCAUGGCGGAGAAAGGUUAUGCUGAGGAGGCAAGACAGGAAGCCAGGAGGCAGAUUGAGUUAGCUGAGCAAGAGUUUGCAAAUGCAAAGAGGAUUAGGCAACAAGCACAAGCUGAAGUCAAUAAGGCUAGAGCCCUGAAAGAUGAGGCAAUAAAGCAAAUCAAUUCUAUCCUCCGGGAAAUCACCUGCCAUGCUUGCAAGCAGCGGUUUCAGGCUCCAACACCUCCCUAUGAUAACUCCCUUGUUUCGAGUUCCAAAAGCAAAUCAAGUGUGUGUUUUGAUUAUUAAUAUUUCUCUAAGGAAUGAGUAGUAUUGGAGUGUUAUGCCCUGCAAUUGCAAUUCUUGUGAUGUAAUUUGCUCAUUAUUUUUACUAAUUACAAGUUUGAUGUAUAUUCCAUCUUUUCUCUUUUAAGUUACUUUUUGGGUUGGUUACAAAUCAGAAAUAAUCAUAUAAUCAAAGAGUUAUUUACAU
Messenger RNA from Rubroshorea leprosula, 1683 nucleotides. The record is from the annotation of a GenBank genome assembly. Lineage: Eukaryota; Viridiplantae; Streptophyta; Magnoliopsida; Malvales; Dipterocarpaceae.